CGUUUCCGCCUCGUCCCGCCGGGGCAGCGGCUCCGGGAGCGACCGCGGCUGAGGCCGGAGCGCAGGUGUGACUCCUGCCACCCUACCCCUCCCCAGGCUGGGGCCAUGGCUGACAUGAUUUUUGGCAGUGGUUCGGGCCCCUGGGUUUGCCCCAACGACCGGCAGCUGGCCCUGAGAGCCAAGCUCCAGACGGGCUGGUCAGUGCACACAUUCCAGACUGAGAAGCAGAGGAAGAUGCAGGCUCUGAGCCCCAAGGAGCUUGAGCUCAUCCUGGGAGUCAUCCGCAAGGCAGAGCAGCUGGACGUGGCGGAGCAGCGGCGCGUCGGGCGCCUGGUGGAGAGGCUGGAGAACAUGAGGAAGAACGCCAUGGGGAACGGCCUCUCACAGUGCCUGCUCUGUGGGGAGAUGCUGGGGCUGCUGGGCAGCUCCUCUGUCUUCUGCCAGGACUGCAAAAAGAAAGUUUGCACCAAGUGUGGGAUAGAAACUGUUGGAGGCCAGAAACGUCCCCUGUGGCUGUGCAAGAUCUGCAGUGAGCAGAGAGAGGUCUGGAAGAGGUCUGGGGCGUGGUUCUACAAAGGGCUGCCCAAGUACAUCACACCUCUGAAGAGCAGCAGCAAAGCCCUGGAGCUGCAGGGCCAGCCCUGGCAGGGCGAGCCCGAGAGCGUCGGCAGCGGCCGCUCCUUCACCUGGGCCAGGGGAAAAGUGGUUUCCAGUGACAGUGAGAGCGACUCGGAGCUCAGUUCCUCCAGCCUGGAUGACAAACCCGUCCCUGUGGGAUCAAAGGGCUCUCAAGGGAGAAAGCUCCAGGCAGGAAUGGCACCCACCAGGGGACCCAGCCCGGCCAGGAGCAGAGCCCUGGGGACCCCCCAGUGUCCCCAGCUGUGGGGGAGCCACAGCAGCCUGGGCAGUGAGCAGGGGGCCGAGCUCAGCCCCACGGAGAGUGGCCAGAGUGACCAAGCCUCGGGCAGGCGCCACAGCGACGCGGGCACCAGCACCCCUGGCAAAGGACGAGCCCAGAGCAGAACAAGGCUCUGAUGGGGCUGAAGAUGGAGCUGCUCUGUCCUGGAUCCAGCUCUGCCAUUCCUCAGGUUCCACCCCAGGCAGGAGCUGCUGCUGCCAGUGGUGACUCUGGGAUGCUCUUCCCCAGGCAGUGGCAGCUGGGACAGCCCUGCCUGUCCCCUGAGAGCCCCAGCAGAGAGCCUGGCCCUGGGGUUUUCCUGUGGCUCCCGUGGGGAAGCUGCUCCUCCUGUUUGCUGUCAUUUUGUUCUGCUUGGAGUGAGUUUGGAGGGGCCAGCAGGACCCAGAAGCUCCUGGUGAGCCUGGUGGAGCUCCUGUUCCCUCCCUCCCUCUCUGCUCAGGGGAAAGGAACACUCCCAGGAGUUUGCUGGGAUUUUUUCACUCCCCUUGGCCGUGCCCAUGGGAAGGGUGGGGGUCAGGGGAGAUGUGUUUGCUGCAGCUCCUGGGGGGAGCACAGCCCCAAACCUCAGCCCAGCUGCCUGUGAGUGCCCAAAUGGGAUAAAAGCUUUCAAAUGACUUUAUCCUGUAAAGCUCUGCAGAUCCCCCUCCCACGUGCACAGCUUACACGAGCAAGAGCCUUUCUUUUGCCUUUUUCCUGGAAGUCUGGAGCAUCUGGCUGACUCUGGUGGUGUCAUCAUGAGUCAGGCUCUUGAAAACUGCAUGCCCUGCUCCUGCUUAUCCUCCAGAAUGGACAAUUUCCCUCUAAGGCCUGACAGAUGAGAAAAAUCAAAUUACCUCACGUCUCUGGAGCAAUUAGAUCUUUGAAGGCCUGAACAAAACCCACACUGGGAGUCUGUGGAUUUUAUUAAAUGCUUUGGAGCUGACCUGUCUGUUAUGAAGAAACAAAGGAUUCCAAAAAAGUUCCCUCUGAAACCACAGAGUUAAAGGCAAUUUGUGCCCAUUAAUGUCAGCCUUUCCCCUGGUUAUUUCUCUUUUGUUCUGUUCCCCUUUGCUCUGGGCACUCUGUGUGCAUGCAGUGUGUGUUCUCACAGAUGGCUGCAGUGUGAAGAUAAAUGAGAUUGGGUGCUGGGAAAUCAAUCCCUGCCUUGCUUUUCAGGUGAGCAUGGCCCAGCAGAACAUUCCCCCACUGCUCCCCAGGUCAUGGGCUGUGGCAGCUUGCUGGUGAAAUGCUUCCAAGCCUCCCUCUGGGAUCUGCUCCUGCCCUUUUACAAAUGGAAACAAAACCUUUGGGCUCCCUGAGAUGGCAGAAAAAGAAACCCCUGAGUGGGAUGUCCACAGCAUCAGUGUUGGAGAGAGCCAGGGAUGAGGUUGUUCUCCACUGAGGGAUGUUUUGUGGCAUGGUCUGUUGUUAACCUGCAUCUGUGGAAUGGGGAGUGCCAAAACCAUCAGCUGUAGCUGAAGAAGGAACUCCAGCUCUCAGCUUUUUUUUUUUGUGUGGUUCCAGGGCUGUUUCUUCUCAGAGCUGCAGGGUCUUCAAUUUCCCAGCAGGGUCUUCAAUUUCCAGUGUGUGUAGGCACCAAGAGGAGUUCUGGUUUGCCUUGAAGCUUUUGGCAGUGCAAGUGAGGUUUGUCCUGCUCAUUCGUGCAGUGCCUCAGACAGCCUGGCCUGCCAGCCAAAGUUAAUUCUACAGCAGAAGGAGAGGGGAAAAGACUUUUUUAAAGUUGUUCCUUUCUCAUCACCAGCUCUAGACUGGAUUGGAAAGAGCUUUUUAAAUCUGGAGUAAUUUCUAGCUCUCCUUGGGUCCCUGGUGCUUCACUCCAGGGCAGUGCAGGCAGGUCACUGGUGUCCCCAUUCCCACACCGUGGGCUGCCAGCUCUGCUCAGGAGCCUGGGAGUCCUGGCUGUGCCACUGUGAGGCAGCAGCUCGAUUUUUAACUGAGGCCAGCUUUUAUAAAACACUCUCAGAGAUAAAUUUGAUGUUGCUCUGGUGCUACUGAGACUGGAAACUUUUCUUUCUUAUUUUAAACUUAUUUAUCUUUCCUUUCUACCUGUGUAUUUUAACUCCAUGGGGUAAUUCCACCUGAGGUUGAACCAGAAUUGUUCAAUCAGCUGUGGAAAGACUCCUCCUGGACUGAGGGAAGGAUCUGGACAAUGUGAUCCAGGCACAACUGAAUGGGACAGAGGAACAUCUGCAGCUCUGUGCACUGUUUUAUUUUGAAGCCCACUUUUCCCUUUGUGGUGGUUCUCUUGGUUGUGUUUUGUGGCUUUUGUUGGAAUAUUAUCCUGAACCUGUGCCUGUCUUUUGAGCCAGCUCAGUGUGGGCAAGAGGAGCUCAGUGGAUGUGCUUAGUCUGCUCUGGUCAUUUGUGUUUAUUAUUUUUUGUGUUCACCUGCAUCCCUCACAACUUUUAUGUGGUGUUUUACUACUGGAAACAAUAAAGCUUUUGCUCAGUAACAGCUCCUUGCCAUUCCUGAAACAGUAAAAAAGGGUUUUUUUUUUUUUGUAGGUACUCCAAAUCCUCCAGCAAGGCAAGACAAUAACCCAGCCAGUGGAAUUGUGAUGGCUGUGGCUGGACUUUAAUUGAAUCCUGCACUUGAAAGUCACCUUUUGUCUUGUCCCCUCCUCUGUGCCAGCUGCUGGCAGGGGCACAGAUCUGCUCCUCAGCCCCUCCCUGAAGGUUUCCCACUCUGUCACAAGCAGGGCCCACCAAGAAGUGUCUCUGUGUCUCCCCAUUGUUUGCUGAGCUCACACAGCCCUGCCUCUCCUGUUCCCUCAGCAUUCACCCUCAAGGUUUCAAAUCGCUUUUUUAAUCUGUUUUUGCUCUGCCCUGCUCUCACAGCUCCUCAGUAAUUGCUGCUGGGAUUGUUCUGCUGGGGAGCUGCCAUGGGGCCAAGGAUGGAGCGUGUCAAGGACUGAGCAGCUCUGGUGCUGCUGUUCCCCUCCCUGCUUGCCAUGACAACAGCACCAGGUGGGAGAGUCAGCUGUGGCAUCUCAGAAACGCUGCCUGGGCACUGCCAAGCUGCCCUGGGUGGUUUUUGACACUUUAUUUUGGGAGGGGAGGGCAGUGCUUCCCCUGUCAGAGCCGUCUGUGGCAGGAGUGAAUGGGCCACCAUUGGUGUUUGGGUGUGAAAAACAGCAAUCCCUUGGUUUUAAAAUCUUCAAAGUUUAAUAGUGAUAAAAUGGUUAUAAAAAUAGUGAUAUAAUUAGAGUAAUAAUAAUUUGGACAGUUUGGAUUAGGACAAUAUGAGACAAUAGAAACAAAGAGUUAUGGAUGGUCUGGGUACCUUUCUGGGCAAAAUAAGCCCAAAAAAGGACCCACAUUAACAGAGGAUUAACCCUUAAAAACAGCCUGUUGCAUAUUCAUACACCUCAUCCAUGAUGCAUAAAUUCCAUUCAAACACAGGAUUCUGUCUGGGCAGUGUCAGCUUCUUCCUCUGA
Molecule: messenger RNA, 4355 nt
Organism: Serinus canaria (Common canary)
Lineage: Eukaryota; Metazoa; Chordata; Aves; Passeriformes; Fringillidae
Gene: RPH3AL
Product: rabphilin 3A like (without C2 domains)
Exons: 9
Coding region: 106-1035 (309 amino acids)
Biological process (GO): intracellular protein transport
Molecular function (GO): small GTPase binding
Source: RefSeq, a predicted model, not a curated record